Vitis riparia (riverbank grape) is the source of this 964-nucleotide messenger RNA. RefSeq names its product translocon-associated protein subunit beta. NCBI's taxonomy places the organism in Eukaryota, Viridiplantae, Streptophyta, Magnoliopsida, Vitales, Vitaceae. The record is from RefSeq and is a predicted model, not a curated record. Gene Ontology annotation, cellular component: endoplasmic reticulum; membrane. Bases 70 to 645 code for a protein of 191 amino acids. The transcript is spliced from 6 exons.
GGUAAGGGACGAACCCUAGUCGUUCACCUUGUUCGAGCCAUCUAGUGCGCUGAGCCGAAGCAAUAAGCGAUGGCGAAGACUCUGAUCUCUGUAGUCGUGGCUCUGAUACUCGUUUCGUCGACGCUCGGGAGCUCAGAUGUUCCGUUCAUCGUGGCCCACAAGAAGGCCUCUCUCACCAGGCUUAAGUCCGGCGCCGAGCGAGUCUCCGUGUCCAUCGACAUCUACAAUCAAGGAUCCACGACUGCAUAUGAUGUAAGUCUCACUGAUGAUAGCUGGUCUCAAGAUGUAUUUAAUGUUGUCAGUGGCAACACUUCAAUAUCAUGGGAAAGGCUUGAUGCUGGUGGUCUUCUAUCACAUGCUUUUGAAUUGGAGUCCAAAGUGGAAGGAAUGUUUUAUGGUGCACCAGCAGUCAUUACAUUCCGCAUCCCUACCACGGCUGCUCUGCAGGAGGCAUAUUCAACUCCAAUAUUACCUUUAGAUAUCCUUGCAGUGAGACCUCCAGAGAAGAAGUUUGAGUGGGCUAAGAGGUUGUUGGCAAAAUAUGGGUCCCAGAUCUCUGUGAUCUCCAUUGUGUCUGUCUUUGUGUAUCUGGUUGCCAGUCCAUCAAAAUCCGGUGCUGGGAAAGGAAGCAAGAAGAAGCGUUAACCAUUCAAGCUGAAAAACAAAACAAUUGGGUAGCAUAUAUGUGAUUGGGUUGGGCAAAGAGCAUCCCCUAUUAUGACCUGUCACAGUUUUCUUGCCCUGAAUUCAUGAGACUGUUUUUGAGAACUUCAGAAUAGGUAGUUUCUAAUUAGAAACUUCAAGAUGAGCAGAUUGGUUGGUCAGCGCCCGCCAGAAGGGAUUUAAUCUUUAUGUUUUAUUUGACUUUGUAUAUUUUUCAUAUCUGGUGACUACUUAAAAUUUUGCAUUGGAUACCUUUGCCCUUCGUUAUUAUCUAAUGCCCUGACUAGGACUCUGAUAUGGA